Molecule: messenger RNA, 4155 nt
Organism: Misgurnus anguillicaudatus (oriental weatherfish)
Lineage: Eukaryota; Metazoa; Chordata; Actinopteri; Cypriniformes; Cobitidae
Gene: sec24a
Product: SEC24 homolog A, COPII coat complex component
Biological process (GO): endoplasmic reticulum to Golgi vesicle-mediated transport; COPII-coated vesicle cargo loading; intracellular protein transport
Cellular component (GO): endoplasmic reticulum exit site; COPII vesicle coat
Molecular function (GO): SNARE binding; zinc ion binding
Source: RefSeq, a predicted model, not a curated record
GGCGAGCGGAAGGUGCUGGUUUAUCGGGUGUGAUUACGAGUACAAGGAAUGGACUGAACCAUGGGUCAGUGAAAGUGGCCCGUAUUAUACACACCGCUGAACAUUUAUUUUAUUUGUCAAAGUGUCACACAGCGCGAGCGAGGUGUUUGAGUGAUUAGACUGGUCACGUGAAUCUGCGCCUUUCAGAAUGUCCAACAGCGGUUUCGCUUCACAGAACGGCGCUGGAGGGACUUACACGAACGGUCCAUCACCGAAUCCCGUUGCGUUUUACCCCUCCAAUCAGGGCUAUGUACCACCAACUCAGGCAGCCUACAUGAACAGCAUGCUGGCAAAGGCUCCAACACCACCAGGGCUGAACACCAGUCACCACCAGCCUUCACCUGUCGGCAUGACCCAGCACUCCCCACAGCCUGUGCCCCUGCAUGUGUCCCCGAAUCACAGAACUGCACAGGCACCUGCCUCACAGAGCUCGCCCAGCCCACUGCUGUCCAAUAGCUACUAUCAGCACCCUCAGCAGCCCCCAAGCUGGCAGUACGGGGGUACACCGCCUCCUGUAGCCAAUCACGUGAGCUCCUCUCUGAGCACGGCACCUCAGCAGCCCUCAUACAGCAGUGGAAAAAGCACACCUCCUGUCUUCCAGAACACUAUGCAGCCCGUCGGAUCAGUGCCGCCCUAUUCCUCUUUGAGCAACCCAGCUGUAUCUGCACCACCUGCCCUGAAUGUUGUGGCACCACAGACCCAUCAUCAAUAUGGCCUUCCACCCACAGUUGGACCAGCAGCUAUGAGAGGAACCCCACCUCCCCCCGGCCCACCAACUGCUGCUGUACCACCACCGCCACUCGCCACCCACAAUGACGCAGGAUCAUAUUCUACUCCACCAGGACAGAUAAACAGACCAGUGGGCACUGCUUACCCCUCGAUACAGCCCAAUCUUUACCAGAGCAUGCCGGGCAUGCAGACGUCACCACAUAUGCACCCUACACCACAGCAGUCCAGUGCAGUACCACAGCCAUACCAGCAGCCAUCCUACAGCACAGCUCAGCAGCUCAGCCCGUCUUUAGCUGGAUUAAGCCUGCAGUCAGAGACCCCAGAGGCCCUGAGGGUGGUCAACCUUCUUCAGGAGCGAAAUCUUCUUCCUUCAGGAACGGUCACAGCGCCGACGCCCUGCCUGCCUCAAGACCUGCAGAAACUAAACUGUAGUCCAGAGGUUUUCCGAUGUACUUUAACCAGCAUCCCUCAAACACAAUCUCUGCUGAACAAAGCCAAGCUUCCCCUCGGCCUUCUCUUGCACCCGUUUAAAGAUCUUUCUCAACUUCCUGUGGUGACGUCCAGUAAUAUUGUGCGCUGUCGCUCUUGUCGGACAUACAUCAACCCAUUUGUUUCCUUCAUGGACCAGAGAAAAUGGAAAUGUAAUCUGUGUUACAGAGUUAAUGAUGUUCCAGAAGAGUUUAUGUAUAAUCCUGUCAGCAGAUCGUAUGGAUCGCCUCACAAAAGACCAGAGGUUCAGAAUGCAACCAUCGAGUUCAUCGCCCCAUCAGAAUACAUGCUAAGACCACCACAACCUGCUGUAUACCUGUUCGUCCUCGACGUGUCUCACAAUGCAGUUGAGACUGGAUAUCUUGAUGUGGUCUGCAAGUCACUUCUAGACAACAUUGACACGCUACCUGGAGACACUAGGACAAAAAUUGGUUUCAUCACGUUUGACAGCACUGUACAUUUCUACAACCUUCAGGAGGGACUUUCUCAGCCUCAGAUGCUCAUUGUUUCAGACAUUGAAGAUGUGUUUAUACCGUUAUCUGACACCCUGUUAAUCAAUCUGAAAGAGGGCAAGGAGCUGGUCCAGGAUCUGUUGAAGAGUUUGCCACAGAUGUUCAGUAAGACGAUGGAGACUCAGUCUGCUCUGGGCCCAGCACUGCAGGCUGCAUUUAAAUUACUGUCGCCCACUGGCGGGCGAAUGUCUGUCUUCCAGACUCAACUCCCUACUCUGGGCGCCGGGGCUCUCAAGCCGAGAGAAGAACCCAGUCAGAAAACGUCAGCUAAGGACAUUCAGCAUCUCGCUCCUGCUACAGAUUUCUAUAAGAAACUGGCUCUGGACUGUUCUGGUCAGCAGGUGGCUGUGGAUCUGUUCCUGCUAAGUGCACAAUACUGUGAUCUUGCAUCUCUCGGUUGUAUAUCCAGAUACUCAGCUGGCAGUGUUUAUUACUACCCAUCUUAUCACAACCAGCACAACCCAUCUCAGACAGAACGCUUUCAGAAAGAUCUCAAGAGAUAUUUGACGAGGAAAGUCGGCUUUGAGGCUGUUAUGAGGAUACGCUGCACAAAAGGCCUGUCCAUACACACUUUCCACGGUAACUUCUUUGUCCGUUCGACGGAUCUGUUGUCUUUGCCCAAUGUGAAUCCCGAUGCUGGUUUUGCCGUGCAGAUGUCCAUUGACGAGAACCUGCUGGACACGCAGGUGGUUUCGUUUCAAGCCGCUCUGCUCUACACAUCCAGCAAAGGGGAGAGGAGGAUUCGAGUGCACACAUUGUGUUUGCCUGUGGUCAACUCUCUGUCUGACAUAUUUGCUGGGGCUGAUGUUCAGGCCGUCACUUGUCUUCUGGCUAGCAUGGCCGUGGACCGCUCUGUGUCAGCCAGCCUCAGUGAUGCUCGAGACGCUUUGACAAACGCAGCCAUCGAUUCAUUGACGUCUUACCGCACAUCAGUGCUGACGAUCCAGCAGCCUGGUCUGCUGGCACCCGCUUGUCUGCGUCUGUUCCCCCUCUACGUCCUGGCCCUGCUGAAACAUAAAGCCUUUCGAACGGGAAAUAGCACCCGGUUGGAUGACCGUGUGUUUGCCAUGUGUCAGCUGAAGUAUCAACCACUGGAGUAUCUCAUGCUCAUGGUACAUCCAGCCCUGUACCGAGUGGAUAAUCUGACAGAUGAGGGGGCGCUGAAUGUCAACGAUCGUACCAUCCCUCAGCCCAGAGUGCUUCAGCUUUCUGUGGAGAAACUGAGCAGGGAAGCAGCGUUUUUGAUGGAUAGUGGCACAGUGAUGUAUCUAUGGAUUGGAAGAAAUUGCAGCCCAGAUUUUAUCACACAAGUCCUGGGAGUCCAGAGUUAUGCUGCUAUUCCUCAGAGCAUGAAUCAGCUUCCAGAGUUGGACACAACAGAAUCAUCCAAAAUCAGAGCCUUCAUUGAUUGGCUAAGAGAACGACGGCCGUUCUACCCCACUUUGCACAUCAUCAGAGAUGAGAGUCAACUGAAGUCUGAUUUUAUGCAGAACAUGAUUGAGGAUCGCACCGAAUCUGCGCUCUCUUACUACGAGUUCCUCCUGCAUCUACAGCAGCAAGUGUCCAAGUGAACAGACACCGAACCACAGCAGUAUUGAGCAAAAACAAUCACACUUAAACACAGCGAUGACGUUUCCUUACUGACCUGACCGCUCUGUGUUUCUGUCUCUUUAAGAAAGGGUAAUGGAUGAAAUGAAAUAUGACUCCAGCGGUUCACUGCUUGUCCAAAGUUCAGAUUUUUGAGAAUCAGAUAAUCGCAUUUUAAUGUGAAACUGACCGCACCGCUUAGCCAUUGCGUCACACUUCUAACAAUAAAGUAUCAUUUGUAUCACACUAAAAGUUUUGUGCGGAAGUGUUGCUUGUUUUUCAGGAUUACGUGGACACAAAAACAACUCCUGAUGCAGUCAUGUUGUAUUCAAAGAUGGGUUUUAAUUAUAUUCAUUAUUAUCAUUGUGUUAGAUGAAUCUGUAUGCACAGAUCUUUGAUCUAAUCAUUUAUAAUUUAUUGCCUUUUAAUAAAGAAAAAACCUAAAACGUAGGAAAUGCAAUUUCUAACAGUUCAGUGCAAUUCUGAAUUCAUUCACACAUUUGUAUGUGUUCAAAUUUAAAGCCUGUCUGUUUUCUUGUAAUUAUUGUUUUAAUUUAUGAGAAUGGCAGUUCAGUUCAAUUCAUUAUUUGCCUUAACUGGGAGUUUAUUUUGUUGGAAAACACUUUGUAAGUAUGUAAUAUUUUAAUAGGACAUGGGAGAAUUCAGACACUUAACAUUGUGAUCUUUAAACAUGAUAUAUACAAACGUAUAUUGAUAAACUUACAUUAUACUUGAUUUUAGUACAAGCAUUAUUUAGAUCAUGUUAUAUAUAAAAAAUAAACUGGUUGGGACUUUUAAA